AUGGCCUCCCGAAUACUAUCACACAGCGACUAUACAGUGGCAUGGAUCUGCGCUUUGCCGCUGGAAACGGCAGCGGCGAAGGUCAUGUUGGAUGAGGUUCAUGCUUCACUGCCCCAGCCAGAAACCGAUCACAACGUCUACACUCUUGGAAACGUUAGCGGCCACAAUGUGGUGAUGGCAUGCCUACCAUCGGGUGUAUACGGAACGAUAUCUGCUUCAACUGUGGUGUCGCACAUGGUUUCUACCUACCCAAAUAUCCGAUUUGGAUUGAUGGUUGGCAUUGGAGGGGGAGUUCCCAGCAAAAGCGCUGACAUUCGCCUUGGUGAUGUUGUGGUUAGCAAGCCAACUGCCACCUCAGGCGGCGUUAUCCAGUAUGACUACGGCAAAACACUUCGUGGAGGACGUUUUCAGCGCACUGGAUCCCUCAAUAAACCUCCUCCAGUCUUGUUGAAGGCUGUGGCUCAAAUGGAGAGUGACUAUAUGACUGGAAAGAACCUAGUCAGCAAAAUCAUAGGCGAUGUACUGCAGAAAGAAGAAAUCAGGGGGAAGUUCUCACGACCAGAGUGCGACUGGCUGUUCCAAUGGACAUAUGACCAUAAGGGGAAGGAAGCAAACUGUUCAGCAUGUGAUCAGAAAGAGCUGGUAGACCGGCCUCCGCGAGCAACCAAUGAGCCUCUCAUCCAUUAUGGCUUGAUCGCUUCCGGAGGUCAGGUCAUAAAAGAUGCGAGGACUCGAAAUUUCAUUGCCCGAGACCUGGACAUUCUCUGCUUUGAAAUGGAAGCUGCCGGUCUCAUGGACGAACUCCCAUCUCUUGCCAUUCGAGGCAUCUGCGACUACUGUGAUUCCCACAAAAAUAAACAGUGGCAAGGAUAUGCCGCUCUUGCGGCUGCCGCCUAUGCGAAGGUCCUCCUGUCAGUGGUUCCCAUUUACCACCACGGCAAGGAAUUACGUGCAUCAAAGAAAUCAAUUUGGAUGGUCCCCUUUAGAAAGAACUCGCGAUUCGUGGGCCGGCAAGAAAAAAUCAGCAAAAUUGAAGGAUUGAUCAUGCAACAGGACGGUCCUGGCAGAAUUGCUAUCUGCGGACUGGGCGGAGUUGGAAAGACCCAAAUCGCACUUGAACUGGCAUACCGCAUGCGAAAUCGAGACCCUAAAUGCUCAAUCUUCUGGAUCUCAUGUACCACCUAUGAGAGCGUGGAGCAGACCUACAUGAGCAUCGCAUCAAAGCUAGGAAUGACUGACACAAAGCCGGCAGAGGUCAAAGAACAAGUCAAGGCUUAUCUUAGCCAGGAAAGCACGGCGAAAUGGCUCUUUAUUUUUGAUAACGCAGAUGAUUUGGAGAUGUGGACAAUGGCAGACUUUCUGCCUGAGAGCGAGCGAGGCCACAUUCUCUUCACCACCCGAAGCCGGCAGAUAGCCGUGAAACUGGCGUCAUCUGAUGUGAUAAUGAUCCCUGAACCGGACACAGAGACUGCUGUUGAAAUUUUACGAAAUUCACUGAUGAAGAAAGACUUGCUAAAUGAUCGUGAGGCAGCCAUUGCUCUCCUUAACGAGCUCACCUGCCUUCCCCUGGCAAUCACCCAGGCGGCAGCAUUUAUCAAUGUCAACGAAAUUAGACUUUCUGAAUACACCACACUUUUGCAAGAGAAUGAGCCGGAUGUGAUUGAGUUUCUGAGUGAAGACUUUGGGGACGAGGGGCGGUACAAAGAUAUCCAGAACCCUGUCGCAACGACCUGGUGGAUUUCAUUCCAACAGAUCCAGCAACUGAAUCAAACAGCAAUUGACUAUCUAUUCUUCAUGGCCUGCAUCAAUCCCCGCCACAUUCCGCGGUCCUUGCUACCCCAGACGAUAUCGAAAAAGAAAACUAUCGAUGCCAUUGGCCUCCUCAAGGCCUUUUCCUUUGUAAAUGAGGAGGGUGGAGACUGUCCUCUGAAUCUUCACCGACUCGUCCAUCUUGCAACCCGGAACUGGAUGAGGGAGAACCAACAGUUCAGCCAGCAGAUCUUAAAAACAGCUGAUCGAUUGAGUGAAGCCUUUCCAAUCGCUGACGAUACCAAUCGGAAGCUGUGGCGCCAAUAUCUACCUCAUGUUCUUUCAUUAGUCGGAGAAGUUGAAUUUCGACAGGAGCAGGAGAAAUACACUGAUAUGCUUCUGAAGAUUGGGAAUUGCCUUUACUGGGAUGGAAGAUAUAAGGCAGCAGAAGAUCAGUUUUUGCAGGUACUAAACAUCCAGAAACAAGUGCUGGGGCCAGAGCAUCCGGACACUCUGACUGGCAUGGCCAGCUUGGCAUUAACAUACUCACAUCAGGGACGAUGGAAGGAAGCAGAGGAGCUAGAGAUAAAGGUAAUGCGCAAACAGGAGCUAGGGCCAGAGCAUCCUGACACUCUGGCCAGCAUGGCCAUGUUAGCAUUAAUAUAUCAGGAACAGGGACGAUGGAAGGAAGCAGAGGUGCUAAAGAUACAAGUGUUAGAGAUGCGCAAACAGGUGCUGGGGCCAGAGCAUCCGGACACUCUCACUAGCAUGGCCAGCUUGGCAUUGGCAUACUGGAGUCAGGGACGAUGGAAGGAAGCAGAGGACCUAGACAUGGAAGUGCUGAAGAUGCGUAAGCAGGUACUGGGGCCAGAGCAUCCUGGCACUCUGAGCAGCAUGGACGACCUGGCUAUCACCUGGAAAUCCCAAGGGAAAAUUCAAGCUGCAUUGGCUCUAAUGGAGCAAUGUAUCGCGCUACAGAACAAAGUCUUAGGACCCGACCAUCCAGAUGCCUUGUCCUCCUCUCGCACCCUCAGGAAGUGGACAGAAGUGGACCACCCCUUAUUGAACCAUCACGAGCUGCGACCUGAUGAACAUCCCGAGGCAAUCUCAGCUGCUGUGGUUGCCACUGAGCCAGAUAACGAAGAACAUAUUGAACGCACGGAGCCAUACCAAAGUCAAAUAGGCUUGGCAACGCCUGCAGAACGGUUCCUUGAAAGACAUCCUCUCCUCAUGGCUUCCAGAAGCAUUUCACCUGUGCCAGGAACUCAUGACUUGGAAGACGUUGAUUGA
Messenger RNA from Aspergillus thermomutatus, 3039 nucleotides. RefSeq lists its product as uncharacterized. Gene Ontology annotation, biological process: nucleoside metabolic process. Gene Ontology annotation, molecular function: ADP binding; ATP hydrolysis activity; protein binding. Lineage: Eukaryota; Fungi; Ascomycota; Eurotiomycetes; Eurotiales; Aspergillaceae. The transcript has a single exon. The record is from RefSeq and is a predicted model, not a curated record. Bases 1 to 3039 code for a protein of 1012 amino acids.